AUGGACGACGAAGACGAUAAUAGUAGGAAUACGGCGUCUGAAGGUCGUAAGCGCCCUCGAUCACGAAACGACGACGCGCCAUCCUCGGCGUGUGAUCAAUGCCGAUAUCGUAAGAUCAAGUGCGACAGGCUUCAACCAAAGUGUUCUAGCUGUCGUAAAACCGACAUCGCUUGUACUUCAUCCGGCACCGUUAAGCGUGUGAAUCAAACCAAGCAGCUUCGAGAUGAUUUCACCACCGUCUUAGAGCGUCUCGACGGCGUCGAUCAGACUUUAAGCGCUCUCACUAAAAUCACCGAACAACUUGCCGCUCGAACAUUCUCAUCCAACUCGAAUACCUCUCCUCCGACUUCAUCUUUAUCUCAACCAACACAGAUCUCGGGUAACGAUGAAGGUAGUGCCAUUUUACCAAGCGCUCAGAGGGAUCGACCUGGACGGGUAGCCGAGGAUGGAUGUCGGCAUGAAACUAUAAGAUUAAGUCAAGGGGGCGAGCGGAUUUAUAGCUAUCCUGCGGCUAUUCCUUUACUUAUAUCUUUAUCGAAGCAGCUAAGCCAAGUUCUCGUCGAGCACGGGAGUGAACAAGACGGCAGUGUAGACGCGAUUGUUAAGGACCCAGCGUUGCGAAUUGCUCUUCGACGACAGCUCCAAAACUUUCCCUUCCCGCGGUGCCAGCAACCCGUCGUGGCGAGCGACCACAAGCCUAUGACAACUCCGCCACGAUUUUUGGUUGACUUGUUUGUUAACAACUUCUUGCGCAAUAUCAACAUCCGCUUUCCAAUAUUCGACGAGACAUUACUUUAUCGUGCUAUCGAUUCGUAUUAUUCGGGCGAGUCAUCGGGCGAUAGUGGCGCUUGGACGUCCAUAUUCAACAAUAUCGUUUUACUUGGUUUGGGCCUCGAGGUGCAGGUAGUGGAAGCUACCCAGUCUAAUACGAGAAAUAUGAACAAUGAUUUACUUCCUUCUUUCUUACAGAACUGCGACCGUGCUCUAGCUAAUCUCGAUUCUUUCACAUGUCCCUCUAUAAUUAAUGUUCAAGCGCUCAUAGUGUUGGCCCUCACAUCUAAGCAGUUCUAUGGUAAUAUAAUGUUUGAACGUAUAUGCCAGACGGCCUGUCAGGUCGGCCUCACUCUUGGUCUCCACCGAUCUAGAACCAGUGAGGACGACGCCGGCCACGAACAAACAGAGUGGGAACGACUAUUCAGAGUUCUCUAUGCUCUAGACAAACAACGUGCUUUCAUGUCAGGCCAAACCUGCGAUCUCCAUUUAUUCGAUUCCGACUUAACUUUGAGCUCCAUUAGCGACAAUGAGCUGCCAAGUCGGCGACUCAACAACGCUUUCGACCACAUGAUGGAAAUAUGGGAAGAAAUAUACCUCUCACUUUAUUCAUCGAGAGCGAAUACCGCCGGAGAAGCAUAUCGCGUUCGACAGGCGCGUCGCAUGACUCAGCUUGUAGAUGAAUGGAACCAGCAAAACCAUGAAUUAAUAGCUGCUACACUCCCAGAAGAUAUAGCAGGGCUAGCUAACGUACAACUUGAACUGAAUUAUUGUUAUCAUGUAACUCAGGUCCUUUGCCUUCGCCAUGAUCGCCGGGAUGAGCCUGCUCAGCAUCAAAUGCGCAACCAUGCUCGCAUCUGUCUUAGACUUAUUUCCGAGGCUGGUUCUCCGUCACUCACUACAGCAAGCUUAGCUUUACUAGACCGAAUGCUCGGCAACUAUCCCGUAGUAGCAUUCGUAGAGCUGGUCGCAUUUUAUUUCAACACCUUAGCCAAAGGUGAAGUCCCGGAACCAGAGCUCGAGGCUGAUUUAGAAAUCCUAUGGGCUAUUUGUCGGUAUCUCCAGGCUUUGCAUAAUCCCAGCUUUCAGGCGACAUAUUACCCUCGUCUACGAGAUGGCUUAACAUGGGCUCUAGAAAAUAUCGAAAUUAUGAAAACUAAGCCAGUAGGUCAAUCACAGGGACCUCUAGACUAUAUUGAUAUCAGCCCACUCGACCUACGCUGCCCAAAUUCCUUCUUCAUACCGGCCACUACCUCAAGUCCAGAAGGAAAUCCAAUUUCAACUAGUUCCCCAGCCAAUAUAACGCGAGAACCCUCGAACAUACCCCUGAUGCGACUUCCCGAAGAUGGUAGAAUAGCUCUAGGGCAGUCUACAAUAGAUCUUACAAGCUUCGACUUUUGUACAACUGCACCUCCGUCAACUUCUUUAGAUGGACCCGGUCUACAAUCUUAUUCCGUACCCAGUCACUCGGAAUAUAAUCCAACGUCAGAUCUCUUCCAGCUAUUUACGACAGAAGAAUGAGUUGAGUGGUUUAUUUAAGUACUCCUUUUCUACGCCGGUGUUACUUAUACAUUUCGACUGAUUGUCCAACUCAGUUGUACCUAACACCCAUGAAAUCACGUACUUGGCUAAAAAGAAUUAAGUUUAUAUCAGUCAAUAUUGAGAGAGCUGGAAGGCCAGUUGUGGACAAUGACUGAAUUCAUCAUCCAGCGCAAAAUUACGAGCUUAACACUAAUCUAAAUAUAAUGACAUAUCUGGCGUCCUCUUUUAAUCCGCUUGGCAUAUCAAUCGACAGCCACGAGUCGUAUAAUAUGGUCUUAAAUAAUACGUAUCGAAUUAUACACAAGAUAGUCAUGCAUCAUUCGCACUUGGCCUUCGGCGCGUGACCCCGAAAGAUUUCAACAUAUUCAAUAAAAGACUAGAACUAGGACUCCGUCAAAGUUUUAUAAACACACUGGAAUUCGGGCUAGCAAUAGCAUCGACGUCCGGCCUUAUGAACACUGGAUGUUAGAGUAGUAACGGUGUUUGACUAGAGGUAACAUGCUUGGCGUCUACCCUUUUCUUACUUGUAUGCUAUCCACUAUUUCACGAUAUCCAGCCCCGAAAAUAUGGGCCAAAGACGAGUACUAUGUAAGGAGUGUGGAACUGAGCCGAGACUAAACUAAAAUCUGACUGAGGCAACCCAAUCGGCCGA
Messenger RNA from Daldinia vernicosa, 2965 nucleotides. RefSeq lists its product as uncharacterized. Gene Ontology annotation, molecular function: DNA binding; DNA-binding transcription factor activity, RNA polymerase II-specific; zinc ion binding. Lineage: Eukaryota; Fungi; Ascomycota; Sordariomycetes; Xylariales; Hypoxylaceae. The transcript is spliced from 3 exons. The coding region runs from base 1 to 2292 and encodes 763 amino acids. The record is from RefSeq and is a predicted model, not a curated record. Gene Ontology annotation, biological process: regulation of DNA-templated transcription; DNA-templated transcription.